UUUAUUGGAAUUAAUGUUUUUAAUGUUCGCCUUCAAUUUUUUUCAUUUUUACAUGCAAAAUAACGGAUAGAUUACUCCUGAUUUCGAAUUCUCCGUGUUGCGUUUGAGAACUCAUAAAGCUGUGUUUACAUCAGGGUAACAAUACACAUACGGUCAGGACGAAAACUCGUAUAUACAUCGACCUGGCAGUCGUUUCUAGAGAGUUUAUCGAUGAACAAGUUAAAGUCGAGUCUUGUACAAGUGCUUCCAUCAAAUAUCAGUCUAUCUUUAAUUUUUGUCAUUAGAUUAAUAAUUGUUACACUGUUACUGUUAAUUAAUGAUAAAUUAGCUUAAUUAUAUUUUUGAACACUAAAUCAUGUCGACAAAGAUUUCUUUGUCGGAAUAUCACAAAGAGUUAGCCGAGAAGUAUCUUUUAUCUAUGGGUAAGGAAAAUGCGUGUACUGUGCAAAAUGGUAAAACCGAAGGCAAGAACGAAGGAAAGAAGAAAGGCUUAUCGUUAAACACGGAAAAUCAUGCGGCCGUUCGUACGACGUCGGUGCAAAAUUCUUGCUUUGGCAAAUUAAAGUUCCAGAUUUAUCAUGAUAGCAAUGACGAAAACGUUCGAUCACGUUCGCGUGUGCGAAAAGAUGUAUGUAGAAAAGAGAUCAGAGCAAGGCAAGAUAACAUAGAGCUUGAAAAGACAAUUGUAGCGACGACUGAAGUAGCGGAAGCUAAAAUUGCUCCUUAUUCACGCAUUUUUACACGCAGAGCACGUUCGACAAGUAAUUCUCGAAAUAAAAUUCCUUUGGAUAAACCGAUUCAAGUAGAGUCGAAUAGCAAAUUAUUUCAAAACCGAAGAUCUUAUUCUGAAACCAGAAGGAUUUCAUUGCAACGCGCACAAAGUGUUAUAGACGUUAAAAAAGCCAGACAUUUAACGGAUGACGUUAAAAAACGAACAUUUGCGAGUAUGCAAAUAUGGAGCGAGAAAAUGAGGAAAUCACAUACUGGUACUGUGCCCAAAAACAUAACGGCCAAUGUGAAUAAUAAUAAUGUGUAUGCUAAAACCAAAUUACGAAAGCGCUCUGAUAUUAGAUCCAUGGAUUUGCAAUCCGAAAUGCCACAAUAUCAGAUAAAUAAUCUGAACGAAAAUAUUGAGCAAAAAGCGGAAGAUGAUCCUUUGAAAACUGUACUCAAACAUGUAUCAAACAAAAUUACAGACUUUUUACAAAAUUGUUCAUAUUUGACUGUACAAGCUGAUACUGGCGUAAGCUCUACUUCUAAGGAAACUCAGGAUAAUAAUCGAGCUAUAGUAAAUAAACCCAUAAACCGUGAUUAUAGUUUGAACAUAAAUUGCUCUAUUGCAAGCGUAACACCUUUAGAGGGUUCUCUUCUCCAGCCGUUGACUCCAACGAAGGUGCGUUAUGUAAAAUGUGUAACGAAAGAGAAAGCAUUGAUCAAGGAGGAUGAGCUUGAUGAUUACUACACAUUGUACGAAGUUACUUGCAACAUUGUACGCGAUUAUUUGCAGGAUGUACCAGAUACCGAACGUGACAGAGAGAAGAAUGCUCCGAGACUUACCUCUCGUUUUCUACAUGAAAAUAUAAACGCAGAACAGAGAAGAAUCAUCGUGAAAUAUAUCAUUCGUCUUGGCGCACACUAUCAGUACCCGUCGCAUGUUAUUUAUCAGACAGUUAAAUUGUUUAAUGUAGCUAUUGAUCGAAUUGUGGUAAAAGUAAAUGAUGUACAAUUACUGGCUUUGGCGUGUCUCUGGAUAAUUCUUAAGCGAGAAGCACCUAAUAAAAUACCAACGGCGACUGCAAUACUGCAACUGGCGAAGGAUUUAUAUACUAAUCAGGAGAAAUAUUUGUUAAUGUUUGAAAAGAAGAUUUUUUCUGUUCUUAAGUUCAAUACACGAUUUGCUGAUCCGUUUUCACUACUUUCAUAUUAUAUAUUGAAUGUAAAUCGAGAUAUUCAAUCUAAUAUUAUUAAGCCAAAUAAUAUCGUACGCCUUUUCUUUUGCGGUAGUUAUAUGAUCGAUAUAUCUAUGCUAGAUGAAAGUUUAUGUGAUAUUCCAACGUAUGUGAUAGCGAUAGCUGCAACAGAGUUAACGCUUUGUUUAGAAUAUUCGAGUGAUGUUAACAUGGAUGGAGACUGGUUCCGAGUUUGGAGAUCCAAACAGUCACUUACAGAAUGGGAAGAACAAGUGAUGAAUUCUACAAAACAAAUUAUGAUACGAGACGCCCUGAAACACGAUAGGACUGGUUCAAAUGUUGUUUAUAAGAAAUACAUGCACAGCAAAUACGGUGGGGUAACCAAUUUUCUUUAUGAUAAACUGAAGAAAAUCGCGGUUUAAUCAAAAUUGCGGAAAAGAUUUUCAAGCUUUAUCGUUCUGUAUCUUCUUACUUUUGCUAAUAAUGCUAUUUAGAUUAUCCUCCAUGAGAAGAUUAUAUUGUUGAGCUUUUCUGUUUUUAGUGCUAAAACGAAAAAGCUAGAGACAUCUGAUCAAAUUAUUCUCUGCCAUAUCCAGUUCUAUUUUAACAUUCUCAAGGAUCAUGUGAUAGUGCUGUGUACGCUCGAGUUCCCUUGCCUUUUCAUGCUUCUUUGCCAAGUGCAACAACUGCUUCUCACGUUUCUCUAAGUAUUUCCUACAAGGCUUAAUUCUCAAUUUAAGUAUCAGCUUGUCUCUUAUAUCAGUCUUUAUAAUUUUAAGUCUUUUUGGUGCUUAAGCAGCUCCGGCACCAGCUGGCAUGGCAAUGUUGCGCUUUUUGCUUUCAUCCUUUUCCCUGAGACAACUACCAAAACUGUUUCUCUCCUUGAUAUUUUUCUUGAGACGUUCUUCCCCGCUGUUUAUAUCCUCGCUCAAGGUUUCUUUUCGCUUGUACUUGUUCAUUUUAAUUGAAAGAAAUAGAUUAUAUCAAAACUCCUUAUAGCUUGUAUUAAAUCUUUUUAAAAGAAUAAAUAGACAGAUUUUUUUUGUCUUCUGUAUCAUUUGCAAACUUUUAAUAUGUGUGGGUGGAUUCUCCUCGCACUUUUUAUCCUUAUGCCCGGACGUAUGCAGCACUUGAACAGAUCCCGUACUCUCAGAUAAUGUUGUUUAGAUAUGUUAUUUAUUUUGUUAUACCAAAUAUGUUUUUUAUAUUUAUGUAAAUCGCGCUGGUCGCAUUCAAGUUUUACGAAAAAUUUUUUUAUUUGUUGAAAAACUAUUUAUCAAAAAACAAUUUUAUAAAGUUAAUGUGAAAAGAAAUAUAAUAAUGUACACGUAUUGUCGGAAAAAAAUAUAUUUUUAUUAUCGAAAGUGUAAAGAAGCAAGCGUUUGAUUCAAGUUCACGCUUGGCAAGACUCCUUAAAAGAUAGAUGGUCGUGACAUUGAAGUGUGUAAUCUCUACUGCGGUAAUAUGCUACUUGUCAGUGUGUAAUAACAUAAGCAAGGUUAUCGACAGUAUUUUAUUUAUCUAAUAGUUCUCUCGGGUUAUUGAUAUAUGACUUAAUA
Monomorium pharaonis (pharaoh ant) is the source of this 3469-nucleotide messenger RNA. RefSeq lists its product as uncharacterized. The transcript is spliced from 10 exons. The record is from RefSeq and is a predicted model, not a curated record. Bases 356 to 2332 code for a protein of 658 amino acids. Lineage: Eukaryota; Metazoa; Arthropoda; Insecta; Hymenoptera; Formicidae.